AUGGAUAUCCCCGAAGGCGCCAAGGUUGGAACCGAACUGAAAAUUAGCGGACCAGUAGACAGAGACUCCAAACCAGAGUUCACGGUCCAACACUACAACAUCACCCCAGCUAUGGCCACCUUCAGCAUCCACCCGACCACCAAUCUAGACGGCAGCGUCACCAUCAACCUCCGACUGGAGAAAGAGCUGGACCGGGAAACCAAAGACGAAUAUCGAUUCGACAUUUUCGCAUACGACGGUUCCCCAACGCCGCAGAGCGAGUCGCUCGGUGUGGCUAUCAGAGUUACCGAUGAUAACGACAACGCUCCCAGAUUUACUCAGUCCAAAUAUGAAAUCAUCAUUAAUGAGCAUGAGAAGAUCGGCGCUCAGGUAGCACAGGUAACAGCAACAGAUAGUGACAUCGGAGACUACGGUCGCAUAUCCUACAGCUUUAGUUCCAACAGUGUCAAAGGAAUAUUCUCUAUUGACCCUGCCAAUGGCUGGAUCUCUCUGCAGGGUGACCUGAGGACCAUCAGAAAAAACACCUCACCAUGUUUACUAUUUGUUGACGCCAAGGACGGAGGCGACCCACCCCUCAGCAGCCAAGCCUGUGUUCAAGUGACCUUAAGUAGCUCUGGGAUUCGACCCCCGACUGUUGUGGUCAACACAGUUACCGCUGGAGAUGUGUCCACUUUGAGCAUUCCUGAAUCUGCUGUUCUGGACCACUUUGUGGCUUUCAUAGAUAUUGAAGAUAAUGAUGAUGGUGACAGUGGACAAGUAACGUGCCAAAUUGUGUCUGGUCCAGAAUUCAAACUGAGCCCGAAUUUGUACACUGGAAUGGUCGAUGAAAACCGCGAUGCUGGACAGUUCAUCGCCCAAGUCCUUGCUCAAGAUGCUGACGCAGGCAUUAAUGCUGAAAUCACAUACUCUAUCCCCAAAGAAGCUCAAGAAUACAUCAGGGUUAAUUCCAGAACAGGAAUAGUAUCCACAAAUAGUCCCUUGGAUAGGGAAGCAAAUGCAACACUUCGUUUCAAAGUAUUUGCAACUGAUAGUGGAAGCCGUCCAAGGACAGGAGUCGCGGAGAUCUCCAUCAUUGUUAAAGACAUAAACGACAACAACCCGCAGUUUAGCAAGCCUAAAUUUGUCUUCUUUGUUUCGGAAAACAUCGCCAACAACACCUUCAUUGGCGAGCUGACAGGCUAUGAUCUGGAUGUGGGCACUAAUGGUCAAUACGAUUUCUAUUUCGGAGGAUCAUCCAAAGGGGAUUCACCAUUACCUUUCGCAGUUCUACGCAACGGUUCCGUUCAGGUGACAGGGUCAUUAGAUAGAGAAAGUAAGGCCCAGUACUCUUUUACUGCUAUCGUCAGAGACAGAGGGGAGGUGCCGCGGUCCAAUACAGUUGCCGUGGAGAUAAAAGUUCUUGACGAAAAUGACAACGAUCCCGUAAUUUUAUUCCCAACAUCAAAUAACCACACAAUCGUCAUCUCGAAUACACCAGAGAAUGGAAUGAUUCUGGGAAGAAUUAUCGCAUAUGAUGUGGAUGAAGAUGACAUCGCCGGAUUACGCUACUCCAUCUAUGAAGGAAACGAUGAUGGCGCAUUUUCUAUCGGACUGAGCAACGGAGAGCUCAUGUUGGUGAGCACUGAACACCUGAAGAAUCCACAGGACUACUACCUGUCUAUUAAAGUGGAAGAUGCAACCACACGACCUAGAAACGCCUCAACACAACUCCGUAUAGAAGUCCGGUUUGAAAACAUUUCAGAAGUGAGUACGUACACGCAGAAUGAGCAAAUUCGUGAUCACUACGUCGUCAUUGUUGGAGUCAUCGGAGGAGCAACUGUCGUUUUAUCUGUAAUCAUCAUUAGCGCCAUCUUUUUCAUCUUACACUCCGACAAAAAUAGACGAAGUGGUAAAAACGGUUCCUUUUUCAAGAAUAACUUUUGCAACGCCACGGCAGUUCAGGCAGUGGUAGACGAAAAACAGGUGGAUUCUCUGGACGCUACCAAGUCUCAGAGCAACUCUUCCAUCGGCAGUGACCAACAUGGAGUGAUUCUGAGCCCGGGGAACCUGGGAAAGAAGCAUGAGGAUGUGCACAAGAAGGUCAGCUUCAGUCUCCAAGACGAAUUCCAUGAUCAGGGGCAGGUACUCCUACCAGAAAAGCAGAUAUGUUUUAAUCUUCCACUGAAUACUGAUUCGCACUCUAUAUGGAAGAAAUAUAACAAUCCGGAUGAUAUCAACAGCGAUGCCUCGGGAGAAUCAGGAACCUGUGACAGCGGAAGGGGCACCAGCGACGAAGACAUCAAGUUCGACCAUUCACCUGGCAGAGGUUCCUCACGACCGUUAGACCACUACAGGACAGCCAGAGACGGAUUGUUUGACCAAUUUACGCAUCAGAACGCUGGCAAUACUCGUCCUGUUCAAAACCUUCAAGGAGGAUCCCGCCUUCAAGCUCCAACACUUCCUCCAAAACCAGAGAAGCUUCGCCUCCAAGACACAGGAAGACACGAUGGGUUUCAUGGAAAUUAUUAUGACCAACGUCAACCUCCUCUUUCGUCAACUUUCGUUCCAAACGUACACUCAAAUAUGAGACAGUCCAGUCAUACUACAAUUCACAAGCCAAACAGAGAUAACCAAGCUGGGUCAGCUGUCUCCAUGGACGAUGAUGCUAGUACUACAACGUCCGGAAGUUAUAUCAUGAACUCUGAUGAUGUCAUGCUUGAUGGUUUCAUGGGAAAAGACGUUGUUGUUUAG
Candidula unifasciata is the source of this 2730-nucleotide messenger RNA. The record is from the annotation of a GenBank genome assembly. NCBI's taxonomy places the organism in Eukaryota, Metazoa, Mollusca, Gastropoda, Stylommatophora, Geomitridae.